AUGUCUUUUACUCUCUAUUUCUUAUUAAUUAUUCCUUUAUUCGUAUUAUUUGGAGUUUGUAAACUAUGCUUUUUUAAAAAAUAAGGAAAUAGAAGAGAUUAGUUUGGAACAUUAUAAGAGCGAAUGAAAAAAAAGAUAAUUUUUGGGUAUGCUGAAUUAAUAAAGACCAUGAGUCAUGAAGAUUUAUAGAUAUUGCAAUAAACUUAUGAAAACACAAUAAAAAAUGCUUAGAGUAUAAAAGUAUCAGGAACGAAGGUGGAAAAGUAAUAGAAACACAAUAAAAAAGUGAUAUUCGUAGAUGAUUUGGAUUAGUAAUCAACAGAAGCAUCAAAUUUAAUUUGA
Paramecium pentaurelia is the source of this 342-nucleotide messenger RNA. NCBI's taxonomy places the organism in Eukaryota, Ciliophora, Oligohymenophorea, Peniculida, Parameciidae. The record is from the annotation of a GenBank genome assembly.